Raphanus sativus (radish) is the source of this 852-nucleotide messenger RNA. RefSeq lists its product as uncharacterized. The record is from RefSeq and is a predicted model, not a curated record. Lineage: Eukaryota; Viridiplantae; Streptophyta; Magnoliopsida; Brassicales; Brassicaceae.
AUGCGAAUUAGACUUCAGUAUAAGUUCGUACUGAACAAAAUAAGGAGAAACAAGAAUGAAAGUGGACACAGACAGUGUUUUAGUGCCCUUGAGUGUGUUCAUAGCAGUGGGAUAUCAUGUCUUCCUCUGGAACACCUUCAAGCACAAUCCUUCUCGUACUUCUCUUGGCAUCGAUUCCUCCAAACGCAAAUCUUGGUUCCGUGACAUCAAAGAGGGUGACGAUAAGACUGGCAUGUUGGCAGUGCAAAGCCUGAGGAACAAAAAAAUGGUUACAAUUCUCACUGCUACAGUCUCCAUCCUUAUCUUGCUUUCUCUAGCUGCGGUUACUAACAACGCGUUUAAAGCAAGCCACCUCUUCACAACCGCGGACGACAUUGUUUUAGGCUCCAAAAACCCUACAAUCUUCGUCCUCAAGUAUGCAUCUACCUCUCUGCUUCUUGCAGUAAGCUUUUUCUUCAGCUCACUUUCUGUGAGUUACUUGAUGGAUGCCAAUUUUCUCAUAAACGCCAUUGCUAAAAUGCAUGAAGGAGACUGCGAUUGCGAUUAUGAAUUGACGGGGACUGGAUCGUUUAGGGAGUAUACAAGAUUAGUGUUGGAGAGAGGGUUUUUUAUGGCUAUGAUUGGGAACAGAGUUAUGUGCGUUUCUGUACCGCUAUUGCUAUGGAUGUUUGGGCCGUUACCAGUGUUUGUGUCUUCACUAGGCCUUGUUUGGGUAUUGUACCAGAUUGAUUUUCAGGCAGUCGCCACAAUUUCCGUUUGUAAACGAUAAAAUAAAAAAAAUCAAAUCGGUUGAUUAUUGUUUACAUUCAAAAUAACAAUAAUGGAUGGAAACAACAAAGAGUUUUAGAUUAA